UUUGAAUUAUCGAAGCUUCUGCGCGCUGUCCACUGCGCGUUGGGUCAAGCUCGUCUGCUGUGCGUGUGUGUGUGUGUUCUUCGCCACUAUCUGCGAGGGCUCAUUGCAUACUCUCGAAAAUCUGCACUAACUUAUUGAACGAAUUUAUCAAUCUACGAAAAUGUUCAACCAAAUUUUGCGCCCCGUUGCACGUCGUGCCAUCCAGAAAGCUACAACCAACCAAACCCGUUCUCAUGGAGGCGGUCAUGGUCAUGGACAUACUCAUGUUGAUAACCGAAUCACGUUCAAUGAUGCAUGCAAACCUGAAGGUUCAUGGGCUGAGAAUUUUGCCAAACAACAAAAGAGAUACAACACACAAUUAGCUGUCGGUGUUGGUGCUUUUGUAUUUACUGUUGCCACCAUUCUCCAAGGUGAGCUAUUAUUCUUCAACUAUAGUUACCCAAAACCAAAGCAGUAGAGAAUCAAUUUCAAUAGUUAUAAUUCCAGUAAGUUAAAGAAAAGUAAUAUGAUUGUUGUUGUAUCAUCUAUACAAGAAGAUCUUCAGGUUUUAUUAUGUAAUUAAUUUAAUAAAGCUUGUUUAUAAAUCUAAA
Messenger RNA from Trichogramma pretiosum, 590 nucleotides. RefSeq lists its product as uncharacterized. The transcript is spliced from 3 exons. The record is from RefSeq and is a predicted model, not a curated record. NCBI's taxonomy places the organism in Eukaryota, Metazoa, Arthropoda, Insecta, Hymenoptera, Trichogrammatidae. Bases 161 to 457 code for a protein of 98 amino acids.